AUGGCGCCACCAGCGACGGCGCGACCGCCGGUGGGCGCGGAACCGCCCCAGGAUGCGCUCACCUACGUGCGCGCGGUCAAGUCCAGGUUUCAGGCGACCAAGCCGGAGGUCUACGAGGCCUUCCUGGAGGUCAUGAGGGACUUCAAGAACGCGAGGAGCGACACCCCGGAGGUGGUCCGCAGGGUUAAAGAACUCCUGGGGGGACACCCCGAUCUGCUCGACGGCUUCAACUGCUUCCUUCCAGAGGUGCGCGCGCCCUCCAGUCGCGACGAGGCCGGGAUGAAAAAAACCACGGCGGCUCUCGCCAACCCGCGUGGCGGGUGGUUGCGCGCGGGCGAAUCUUCGGGCGCGCGUGCCCCCGCGCGUCCUCGCGACUCCCGCGGACCCGCCGGUCGCGCCCCGCCGAUGCCGUACAAGUUCAACGCGACGAAGGAUUCGGCCGCCGAGGCUGCGAACAGCGACCAACCCACGAUCGGCGGCGGCUACAACCUGUUGAAGCGCAUCAGGCGGGUCUACGCCCACGACGAGCGUCCGUACCACGCCUUCCUGGCUAUCCUGAUUCGCUUCAGAAACGCUGAGUUCACCACCGAGCAGGGGCCGGGCAGAUGGGGACGGCGAGUCAGCAUCAGCAAAUCUCGGAUCGGGAAAAAAUCUCCCUCGGUUCUCCGUUCCGUUGUUUUCCCACGUGUUUCCUCCACCUCCUCCGACGGCGCGACUUCCCCACGCUCACUGACGCGCCGCGUUCCAUCCCCAACCCCGACCCACUUCCCCGCGCAGGUGAUCAAGAACGUCGCGACGCUGUUUUACGACCAGCCCGACUUGCUGCACGGCAAGGACGGCCUCGAGUUUUUCGUCCCAAAGACGUGUAAACCCCCGCAGCCGUCGCAGUGGUUCCAGUGGACGGUGAAGACGCACAACCGCUUCGGCAGGGUCUCCUUUCGCGUCGCGGUCCGCAUGCUCCUGCUGUGCGAGAAGCGCUCGCGAUCGCAGCCCCCGGACCUGACCAAGCGCAAGGUGCGGCUGAUCGGGGCGAAGGGCACCGGCGCCGACAGCGACUCGGAAUUUUCCGACAGCGACAGCGAUAGCGAGACGGACUCGGACGACGGCAAGCCGAAGGAUCCCGGCCACGUCGACCCCGAGGCGCUUCCGCCCGUGUGGGACGGCGUGACCGCGCUGGUGAUGUCGGAGUUCGAGAAGAUGACGCUGGAGAUCAAGCCCAUGAGCGACGAUCAGUGCUGGGAGGACGCCAAGGCUCAGAAGGAGGAGAACGCGAGGAACGAGGAGGCGUUGGGCCGGGGGAAGCGAGCCAAGCCGGACCAAACGACGACGACGAGCCCGCCGGAGUCGCCCCCGCCGCCGGACGGGGCGCCGCGGUCGAGGAAAUCCGCGAGGAUCAUCGCCAAGGUGAACAGGGGAGCGAUGUACACCAGCUACAGGCACCUGAGCAGCGGGAGGCACAUGAACUCGGGGGGGAAGCACCACCAUCACCACCACGGGAAGAGCCGGAAGAGCCUCAUCGCCGGGAUGAAGCAGAGCGGCGUGCACCACUCCGUCGCCGCGCUCUCCACGGUGAACCCGACGUUGCCCCCGAUGGAGGACGCGGAGCUCAAGCUGGCGAGGAACCCGAAGGAGAUGUCGCUCAUCGACAGGAGCGGCCUGCACAAGCUGCCGCCCAACUGCAUGGAGAGGAUAAUCUUCUUCCUGGCGCAGGCGGAGGGCAGGGAGGAGCUCACGGCGCAGCGGGAGGCGCUGAUGAAGUCGCUGGGUAAGAACCGGUGA
Messenger RNA from Micromonas commoda, 1779 nucleotides. RefSeq lists its product with no specific name. Lineage: Eukaryota; Viridiplantae; Chlorophyta; Mamiellophyceae; Mamiellales; Mamiellaceae. Gene Ontology annotation, molecular function: transcription corepressor activity. The coding region runs from base 1 to 1779 and encodes 592 amino acids. The record is from RefSeq and is a predicted model, not a curated record. Gene Ontology annotation, cellular component: chromatin; histone deacetylase complex. Gene Ontology annotation, biological process: negative regulation of transcription by RNA polymerase II. The transcript has 5 exons.